GCUUCCGUCCGCUCGGUGUGUCUGAGUGUACUUCCUUGUUCGUGCGCGUGUCCACCAGGACUGGGUGGCCCGGUCGCUUAACGUCGGGGAUAUUAGUUUAAAGCAUCAACAAGCGGUAUGAUCCAUCGCUGAGGGGCUCCUGACACGUACUUCACGUGAUCCCAGCCGCGGCGGAGAGAGUGGAGCACCUUGUGUUUUUGUUGCUGCCCGGCUGCCCUUCGUGGACGCAGCACGCCAAGGAUCCAAGCUGCCUUCGACUCUCGGCUGUCCCGCUUUCCGCUCGCUGACGACGCUGCCUCGGAAAGUUUGAGGACGACGUAGCCAAAAUUCGAAGAUGGCAGAAGCCAGAAGCGCCGUCGCGGGACUACAAGUGCGCGAAAUUGUGCGCGAACGAAGUUCCUGUGAAAACAUCUUUCGGGUAUGGCUGAGGACUGCCGUGCGGAAAUAUCAUCGCGUCAGGAAUUCCAUCAGCAAUGGCAUGUGGCCAACGUCUGUGCACAAUAUCUGCAUACUUUGCGUAUUAGUUUUCCUCUUUAUGCUGUCAGACAUAGAGGUUGCCGAGUCAAUCAAAGAGCUUUUCUGGGAUACUGGUGACAAACUUCAUGUGCCUCAUGAACUACCGGCCACCGUUAGGGCCAUCAUAGUUGCUUGCUUCAUCAGUGUGGUGCUGUCCGUUGUAUUUAUGAAACUUCGCCAAAUCAUACUUCGCAGUUUACUCAGCUACCGAGGAUGGAUGUACGAGCCUACGAAGCCCGGCCAGAAGUACCUGACCAUGCUGUGGUGCAUCGCUGUGCGUGUUGUCAGUGGCUACCAGCCAUCGCUGUACAGUUGCCAACGGUCGUUACCAAGGCUCCCAGUGCCUCCUUUGCACGACACCAUAGUACGCCUACUCGACUCGCUCAGAGCAGUCUGCACUCCGGAAGAGAUGAAAGUCCUUGAAAUGCAGGCACAGAAAUUUGAGUCAACUUUAGGCCCCACACUACAGCGGCUACUGUAUCUGCGGUCCUGGAUCUCAAGCAACUAUGUUUCGGAGUGGUGGGAAAAGUACAUAUACCUGAGCAACCGCAUGCCUCUAGCCAUCAAUAGCAACUACUACUGUUUCGACCAGAGCUACGCUCAUCCAUCACACAUUCAGUCCUCAAGGACAGCAGUGAUUAUUCACAACUGCCUAGUCUUCAAGCGCCUAAUUGACCGAGAAGAACUGCAGCCCCUAGUUCUUCGUGGCACAGUUCCCAUUUGUAUGUCCCAGUAUGAAAGGCUCUUCUCAACUACAAGAGUACCUGGUGUAGAUAUUGAUGAAAUCUGCCACUACAGUUCUACUGAGUCAAAGCACGUUAUGCUGCAACACAAAGGAUUUUUCUACAAGGUCGACGUGUAUGAUGCUGCCAACCAAAUUCUUUUCCCGACAACACUUGAGCAUCAGAUCGAGUGGAUAAUGGAAGACGCUAAGAAGCAUACUGCCAGUGAAGCUGAGGCAUCUCUGGCGGCUCUCACCACGUUAGACAGGGUGACGUGGGCAAAGAUUCGCCAGAAGCACUUCGCUGAUGGCAUAAACAGAGAGAGCCUGAGCGCCAUUGAGAAGGCCACAUUUUUUGUAAGCAUGAAUGACCUGGAACCAAGGGGCCUCACCGAAAGAGGGAAGUUGCUGCUCCAUGGUGACGGCAGGAGCAUCUGGUUUGACAAGUCGCUCAACGUUCAAGUGUUCAAGGACUGCACAUCGGGCAUGAACUGCGAGCACAGCAUGGCCGAUGCCCCUGCUAUGGCCCACAUGUGGGAGUCCACCGUUACGAGGGAGGUGCUUGAGAAGCUGUACGAUGAGUCUGGCCGCUGCAUGCCACCGGGCAAGAAGUUCAAGCAGUACGCCAUCCUGCGACCCCAGCGUCUCGUGUGGGACAUCUCACCUGAACUGGAGAAAGACAUUGCCGAGGCUCUGGCCAAAGCGAGGAAGGCCAAUGAUGACAUGGAUUUGUUUGUGAGAGACCAUGAUAGUUGGGGUAAAGGAGUCAUCAAGAAAUGCAAGGUGUCUCCAGAUGCAUUCGUCCAGAUGGCCCUGCAGCUUGCGUACUACAAGGAGAACAAGAAGUUUGUCCAGACAUACGAAGCAAGCAUGACGCGGCUUUAUCUCAAUGGUCGAACUGAGACUGUGCGAUCGUGCACAAUCGAGGCCACGGAAUUUGUCAGGGCAAUGGUGGAGAACAGUGUGAGUACCGAGGAGAAAAUUCGUCUCCUUAAACGUGCGUGUGCCAAACAUCAAACGCUCUACCGGGACGCCAUGAGCGGCAAGGGUGUCGACAGGCACCUCUUUGCUCUCUAUGUUACCUGCAAGGGUCUCAAAUAUGAAAGUGAAUUUCUGACCAACGUGCUUAUGCGUCCCUGGACAUUGUCCACAAGCCAGACCCCUCACACACAGCUGGAUUACUCUCCUGAUGCAGACCUGGAAGUGUUCAGGAACAAGAUUUCUCCAGGAGGUGGUUUUGGACCAGUGUCCGACGACGGCUAUGGAGUGUCCUACAUCUUUCCGAACAACUCCAAGAUCUUCUUUCAUGUUUCGUCAAAGAAAUCCUGUGCUAGCACAAAUUCUGAGAGGUUUGUGAAGACACUAGAAGAAAGCAUGGACGAAAUGAAGGCUCUGUUUGGGCUUUAAAGCAGAGGGUAGGUACUACACGAACAAGAACCUCAUCGCAACCAAACAGAGCCCCUCUCGUCGGUCAUGACGCCGUUAAAUGUUGUCGAAGGUGGUUCAUUGGGGCUUUUUGCAAGAGAGCCCUCUUGUCUUCAUCCUUGUGCUGGACUUUCUUGCAAGUUAGAAGUUUUAAGCUUCUAACAUGUUUUAAUGAAUGGCAUAAUGAUAAAGAUGUUGUAGUGUAUGCUGCUCCCCUUGUACCAGCAGAUUACGAAUGUCGACCAAUCUUUUUUUUUUAAUGGUGAUGGUGGGAGUGGAAUUGAUUUUAAAGAUUUACUCAGGAUGUGCUCUUGUAGCUGCCAUCAAAGUGCAAAUGCCUGGUUGAUUUCUGUACAUUAUGUAUGAUCACUGUAACCCACUCCUAGUGAGGUGUCAAAAAGCUCUAUAGAGCAAGGAGAUGGCUUUCCGUGGUGAUUCAGUGAAACUCUUGAAUGGCAUUUUGUUUCACGCAGUGCCUCGGUACUCUUUCCAACAAUAGCUAUUGUAAUGUUGUCCUUGGCAUUUUCUGCCAUUCUUGUGAGCAGUCUGCAUAGUUGUCCUAUACAUUUAAGGCCAUAUAGUAUACUAACAAUGGUUGAAGAGCGUAGAGCGUACAGUGAAAAGCCAAAUUUAACAAGGUACAUUAAUCUUAGGCAAUUUUCGUUUUUGCACAAUCGAAGUGCAUGAAUCAAGGUAAUCAUGGUUGACCUGUUCAUUGUUUACUCCCAAAGUAUCAUGUUGAUUUGAAAUUAUCGAUGCUACACUUUUCUUUAGCGCGUUUCACUCGCGGUAAAUUCAUAAGCAUCACACUAUCGUGGUUACUGCAUAGCUUUCCUUGUUGAAGGCUGCUUUUAAUUAAUAUUUUUAAAUUAAAUGCUUGGUUAUCUAAGUGGGGGAUGAAAGAGCAAGCUCAGAAUGCCUUGGUGAAAGAAUGGGAAACUUAUGAUGAACAAGGUAUGCUUGUUUUGGAAGAUAUUAUGUUUUGCUCGAUUUUUUGUUUAGGCUAUGUCAAAGUUAUUAGGGUAACAAGCAAUUAGGAUUAUUUUGUAUAUAGGGUUUUAGUCACCUUUUAAUUAAAGGGUACAGCAGUUCUGUAAGUUCCUUUUUUUGUAGCCAUGUUUUCCUUUCUCGCACUUGACAAAAAAUAAAAGAAAAGCGGUAUACUGUGAGCAACAGCUUUGUUCAAGAGAACAAAGUAGCAAGACAAUUCAUUUGCUGGGAAACUACUUGCUUUAGUGAAGUUUUGACUUGCAAGCAGUCUCUGGGCUCUGCUGACUUUCUGCCGGCAGCCAUGUACAAUGCAUUUUAGCUUAGACACGAGCCUUUUGCACACUUGCUGCUUUUAAUGUUUUACUUUUCUGCAAAAAGACUGUGCCUCUACACAGUGCGAGACGGUUUAAGGGAACACUAGAGUGCACAGCUUGCACUGUGAAAAGGUCCCAGUUGUGGCUACUUACAGAAACAGAGUAGAUGCAUUAUUAGGUGAGUACAGAGCAUUCAGUGCCACUUAUAGUGAAAUGUCUGCUGUUGCUAGCUUUCACUGAAUUUCAGUACCAAUGAACGAUAGACUCAUGCCCCACUAUCUCAAAUUUUCUUUACGAGUUGACUACACUGUACAUGCUUGACGUUGGCUACACCCCACAUUUCUUUAACUUGUGAUGGACUGUACUUGUGAUGCGGUUCACGGGUGCAUUGUGACUGAAGUUGCUGUUGUAGUAUUAAUUACUAUCUAAGGUGGCUUUAUAGUCUCCAGUACAUUCGUCUAUUAUGAAGUAAAAUGUGUUGUAAGUGUUUUAAUUUUAGGAGUAAAACCAAAGGCAGUGGGUAGGUGCUGUGCUAUGGGGAGGCACACGUAGCAGUUCAGUGCAAACAGAAUUUUUGGCCAUUUAAUUGCUGCUGGCUUUUGGCUAAGUACCACUCGUAUUCUUUUUGACUCGCACAAAUGUUUUAUAUCUUGAAGUAUAUUUUUUUACACCCUUAGUGGCAACUUUCUACUUUGGGAGUUGUUACUGCAUUCUUCCUGGCUGGAGGGGGUGCAUCUUUACCAGCCAUUUUUAUAUUGUGAUUUUAGAUGCAAUGACUGUUGUCCAUUGAAAUGUUUGUACGAGUAAUGCAGUGCAUGUUUACAUUUGUGUGUUUAUACAAAUGUGUUGCUUGUUGACUCGGCGAGUGUAGGUUCUCAAUAUUCUUGCUCACAUUUCUGUAGAGGUCUGCAUGUGUUUUAGGCAGGCAUGACAGAAUACCAAUCCAAAGCCAUGGCUUGAUUGUUGUGUCCUUUCUCUUUCUCUAUUUUUUAAUUGUGUGGAGUGUGAAGUGUAGUGUAAAUGGUUGAAAGGACAGUAACUUCCGUACGUGUAUAAUGCGUAUUGUGUGUCUCGAGCCUUUUUUGUGUAUAUACAUUUUGUGACGGCCUACUCACUGAUGGCACGUGCUUUAAGCUAACAGUGUUCGCAUAGUGAUGACUGUAAUAAAAUCAUGGCAAGCUAAAACGAUUUGUGUCAGGUGUAGUUGUUUUUCCCUUGUGAAGUGUUGGCUAUUCUUUCAUUAAUCUGCUAGUAAUUGCAAUGUUCAUCUGCUAACCGAGCGUGCUCUCGUGACUUGGUGGCAGUGGGGCAUUGUGCUGCUAAGCAAGGUUGCAGACUCAAUUCUCUAUCGCUGUGGUUGUGUACUAAUUGGAGCAGAAUGCAGAAGUGUUUGUAUAUACUCAGAUUUCUUGAGAAAUAGAAAAGAUCACCAGAUGGUGCACCAUGUGUCUCGUACCUCACUGUGCACUUCUGGGGGCGUAAGGCUAAACUAUUUCAGUCCACAGGUUACUGAUGAAUCAUUUUAGAAACAGUUAAGCACUAAAGAAACGCUUUUUACAUGCAUCAUUAUAACCAUUUUCAUUAUGCACUGCCAAAGGGCACUUUUAACUUCUGCGGGCAUGUGCAAAGACAUGUUUACCUGGACGUGAGAGUUAGUGAUGCAAUCCACUUGAAACGUGCGGUAAGCUAAUAUGUGUAGGCAUAAUAAGUGAUGGUUGUCAGGGAGUGAUGGGUCAGUGUUGCUCAGGUAGGAUUGCAAUUAAGAAUUUUUUGGAUUUUUGACAUUAUAAUGUGCUGUGGGGGUGCUCCAUGUAUGUCUGGAAUGCUAUGGAUAAAAGCAUUAAAACUGGUGCUACAUUUG
Molecule: messenger RNA, 5827 nt
Organism: Rhipicephalus microplus (southern cattle tick)
Lineage: Eukaryota; Metazoa; Arthropoda; Arachnida; Ixodida; Ixodidae
Product: carnitine O-palmitoyltransferase 1, liver isoform
Biological process (GO): carnitine metabolic process; fatty acid metabolic process
Cellular component (GO): mitochondrion
Molecular function (GO): carnitine O-palmitoyltransferase activity
Source: RefSeq, a predicted model, not a curated record